GACAUGCCAAACAAGACGGGAACAAUCGAUUGGAACCCGUCAGAUGCACAUCAUGGCCAUCGUCGAUUGAGCAUAGGUAGAGACUGUUAUGUUGUGGGGAAACUCCUCGUAGUCGUUCCUCCCGAGUUGAUGUCUCCGUAAAGUGCAGUCUUCCACGUUCAGAAAUCGGAAUACAGUACACUACACCAUCACUAUACCCACUUUCUCACGCCGAUACUCCCAUCGCCCAGAAAGCACACAAACAGCCUACACUACAGUGCCACAAAGAUACACGUUGCUGUUGCCCAAGAUGGUCAUGACAGUGACAACAUCAACCGGGAACCGAGUGACCAUGUACUGCCUAGGCAGCCUCACAUUCGUUCCCAGCGAGGCAGUCAAAGACGAGCAGACACAUAAGCAGGUACUACAGCGGCUGGCCGAAACCAAUGACUUCGCGACAGCCAUCCGAACGUGGUUCCACCUAUCCGACGACGUCAACGCCCCUGAAGCCGAUGAGUACGUGUACCAUGCGAUUGCCAGCGUGAAGCUGUCACAGGUCCAGAGGGCGGUUGAUGUUGGCGGGGCCAAGGGGAUGCAUGGAUGGUAUAGAUUGGAGGGUGGUGAUUUGCUUCCUCCUCCACCCCAAGCAGACAUAGAAUCUUACAUCUCCAUCUUCCUUCCCUCCACGGCCACAGCCUCGGCCCUCACCGCGUUCCAGUCCAACGCCAAACGCUCAUCCAUCCGCCUACGCUCCGCCACCUAUCUGCUCUCCAAGCGCUACAUUGCAUCUGACUGGCAUCCCCUCGGCCACCAGCUCAUAAUUUCCAAAACCAAAAAGGACAGCAAGACUCCCUUGCCAUGUAACCCCUACUUUGAUUUCUGGGCCUGGUCCUGUCGGAACUUGGAAUGGUGCGGGCCAGUACCCAUUUCAUCAUUAGCUUCUUCUUCCCCCCCUGCCAGUAACACCACCGAUGAAGCAAAAAAAGACGAACCAAACGACACCACCAACAAAAUCAUCCUCACCAACCCCCGCAUGUCCCACCACAUCCUGCCCAUCUUCAUGCACCACUUCGGCUGUGCCGUCCCCUCGCACGAAUCCCUCUCCCUCCUCAAACUCUUUGCCCGCGGUCGGUCCAUAAUCGACAUGGGCUCGGGCAACGGCUACUGGACUUUUAUGCUCCGUCAAUAUCUCUCUCUUGGCCCCACCACCUCCUCUUCCCCCUCCUCCUCCCCAUCGCAACAACAAAAAGUCUAUGCGGUAGACAACAACCAGUCAGAAUGGCGAGUCAUGUGGAUAGACGACACCAUCAUCGCUGACGGCGUCCGUUGGCUUUCCUCUCCUUCCCCUUCUUCUUCUUCUUCCACUUCUUGCCCAAGCAAGGGAGGACAAGAUAUGGUUUUGCUGCUGGUGUAUCCGAUUGUGGGGGGUGAUAGUAGCGCGGCGGGCGGGAAGGAGGGAGGGUUUACGAGGGAGCUGAUGAAGGCUUAUAAGGGAGAUACCCUGGCGGUGGUGGGUACGCAAAAUGGGAACGGGUAUACGGGGUUCAAGGGGGUGACUAUGGAUGAAUAUAUGGAGCGCGAGUGGAAAGAUGAAGGGUGGAGGAAGGUGGCGCAAUGCCCGUUGCCGAGUUUUGCGGGGAAGGAUGAGGCUCUGUUUGUGUUUCAGAGGGGGGAGGCUUUGGGGAAUUCUGAGGAGGGACUUGGGGCUGGCUCGGGAAAAGCGAAGAAGAAAAAGAGGAAGAGUGGGAAAAAGAAGGAUGCGGAGGUGGAGAAUCAGAAUGGGGAAGAUCAAAGGGAUGGGAAGGAGGAGGAGGAAGCGGAGGAGAAAAAGGAGAAGGAAGGUGCUGAUGAGUGAAUGGUCGGGGAGGAUAUGUCUGUGAAUGACUGAGCCCUUAAGACCAUGGCAUUAGCAAAUGAAGAAGGAGUUGGGAUGUGUUGAACUGCUUGAAGGGGGAAAAAAAGUGCGGUCAUAGUAACAAAAAGGUUGAGA
This is a messenger RNA of Neurospora hispaniola, 1969 nucleotides long. RefSeq lists its product as uncharacterized. The transcript has 2 exons. Bases 290 to 1834 code for a protein of 514 amino acids. The record is from RefSeq and is a predicted model, not a curated record. Lineage: Eukaryota; Fungi; Ascomycota; Sordariomycetes; Sordariales; Sordariaceae.